CGUACGAGGAUGUAAACACGGCGGCCAAGCAAUACUGAAACUUAACUUACCUUCCCUGCAAUUUGCAACUGAAACCAAGUGGCGUGCCUGAUAUCCUACCACGAAGUAUUACGGUUGGUUUGAUUAAAUUGGGAAAGUUUAAGGAAUGCUGAUGCACUAAUUACGCCAAAGGAAGACGAAUUUUUUACGUACUCUUCGAAGUGAAAUAUAAGUCAGUAUGUCAUGGUUUACUGAUCUUGCUGGCAAGGCAGAGUUUCUGCUGGAAAAGGUUGAUACUGCUGCAGCUUCAGCACUCACAAAGGACCAGAUUAACCAGGACGGGGGUGUAUUCAGUAAAAAUGUUUUUCCAACAAAACCAGUUGCAAGUUCUGUUUCAACACAGAGACCAAUUCCUGCACCGGUUGUCAACCAAGGAGUUGAUUUUGCAAAGGCAGCCAGUGAGAGCAGUGUAUUAGGUGGACCUACAGUACCUAUCAAGUCUCGGCUACCUUCUUCUGGUUCUAGGACACCCCCAAGGGUAACAAGAACAGAAAACAAAAAUGAUGAUAAAUUAUUUGAGUUCCUCAAUAGCAAUGUUCCCACUUCUAAGGAAAGGAAACCUAUAAAACCAAAAUUGGUGACUGAAACAUCAUCUGAUGAAGUUGUUAAAGCUAAUGAUACUUCAUUGCUGGUUCAGCAAGAUGCUCCAGAUGGAAGAAUUAAUGAUGAUGCUAUUGGAAAGAAUUCAAAUACAGGAGAAAAAGACACAAACAUAUCUGAUGGACUGAGACUAGUAGAACCUCAGGCACAAGACAUGCCUCAGCAUGAAGCUGAUCACCGCAGCCAACCUCCUGCUGAUGAUCGUGUGUCCAACCUUGAAUUUGAAAACACACUUCUAAAGAAGGAAGUAUCAUCACUGAAUGAAGAAAUGGUUUCUGUGGUGCAAAGGGCUAAGGAAGCUGAAAGGAGAGUAAAAGAAACAGAGAGACAGCUUCAAAGAAGUCAUCAACAGUUGGCAGCUUCUGAGGAAAUUUCCAGGCAGUUGAGAGGGAAGGAGGAUGAUUAUACAGAGGCACUUAAUGCUAAGGACUCACAGCUGGCUGUGCUCAGGGUCAGGAUACAGGAGUCAGACCAGGAACUGAAGACCAAACAGCAGCAAAUUGAACAGUACCAGUUAGAGAGAGAGAGGCUACUUCAGGAUCACUCAGCAUCAACUGGUGUUCACAGUCAUGCAUUGGACACUCUGAAAGCUAAACUGGAAGAAACUGAGAGAAAACUUAAAGCUGAACAGGAAUCUCAAAAGAAACUCGAGAAAGAGUCCAUGGACAGGCAAACAAAGCUAGAAGAGGGACAAGCAGCCUUGGCCGAGUCACUCAAAACUUUGCAGAAGAGAGUCAAUGAAGAGAAGAAUAAGAACAAUGAGAAUGCUACAGCACUCAAAACAGCAAAAGGAAAUCUAGAAACUGCGAAGCAAGAACUGAAGGACUAUAAAGAUAAAGCAGCCAGAAUUCUUCAGGCUAAAGACAAGGUGAUAGCAAGUCUCCGUGAUGGAAGCAAAGGUGAAGUUACCAGCGGUGUUACUAGUUCAGAAUAUGAAGAGGUCUGUCAUGAGAGGGACAUGUUUAAAGAUGAAGUCAAUCAGGUCAAGUACAAAAUGGAGCAACUCAAGGCUGAUUUACAGGACUUGGAACAGCAGCAACAAUCCGAGGCAGAUCUUGCUCGAGAGAAAAUGGAAGAGUUAGAGAGUGCUCUGGAUGACGAAAAAAGAAAAAAAGACGCCUGUGAACAACAAAUUCAACAGCAUCUCCAAGACCUGCAUCAGGCCCAAGAUGAGAUACGAGGAAUCAAAAGCAGCUUUAUGAGCCAGUUACAGGAGAGGGAAAAUGAAAUUCAGAAACUUAGAAAUCAGCUUGCAACCAAGGCACUUACGUCUACGAGUGAAGAAGAACUGGGAAACCGAGUCCGAGCGCUGACAGAAAACCUCAUUCAGAAACAAACACUGAUUGAGGCUCUGAGCACAGAGAAGAACUCCUUGGUUUUACAGUUAGAGCGGCUGGAGAAGCAAUACAGAGAUGUACAGGCAUCUACGUCUAAAAUGAUUGCCGGCUCAUCAGCAACUUAUGACGGUUUUGAUGACAACGAUGAAAAUACGCUGUCACGUGUGAGAUCAAUAUCGUCCAUUAUGCCCUCACAACUUAACGACUCCCGAAAAGUUAAACGAGCUGUUAAUGAAAUCGACAAGUUCAGUAUAAGACUUGGUCUGUUCCUCAGAAGGUAUCCCAUUGCACGGCUCUUUGUCAUCAUUUACAUGGUGUUGCUUCAUGUAUGGGUCCUGGUUGUUCUUCUCACCUACCAACCCGAGGUUCAUACAACCAGUUCAGUUCGUCUGCCUCAACCUCCUAAUCCUAACUAGCUCUCAAGCGUCACACGAAUAAAGGACACUAUUUAUUUCGAUGAUAAUCCUGAAAAACUAGCAAGUAAUAAUCCGGUGGCCGGCUUAUUACAAAAGGAAACCAUGGACGAAUGUGAAUAAAAGCCUUCUGAGGAAACAACAAUGAGGGUCACGAUACUGAAGAGAUAGAAAGGUAGAGAACUGUUGAUUCAGCACAGAUUACUUAUAUUUAAAAACUUAAAGCUUACCCGGGCAGGUAGUCAGGUCACACUUGGAAUAAAUUCUGACUUUCUUUUAAUUCAGUGUACGAAGAUGAAUGAAGAGAGACAACUUGUUUUAUUGAAAUUGGAAAGAUAAAGAAGCUUGCAAGGUUGGCUGUGAUUAGAAUUUCACAGCGUGUACAUUGAUCACGAAAGAGAGUUUCUAUAUAAAUCAAGUUGCGCCAACAGGUAGACAGUUUACAUGUAAUAAGUUCUACAAAAACAAUCAUACCGAUCAGAUAAGGAUUUUUUUUCUAACACAAACAUAAUUAAAAUCUUUUCGAAAAGUAAUUCCCAACAGGUCAGCUGAAACUUAACGGGCUAACAAUGCACUUAAAAUAUCUGUUUGUCGACACAACUGGUUGAUGCUUGGAACUGUGGCUUCGCUGCAGGAUCCAAGCCUUCUUUGAUUUGAACUCGCUCAAGGAUUUAACCGCAAAAAUGAGUGGCUGAUGAGAGAUAGAACGCUCCCAUGGAGGAGGAAUACAGAUUGCGUGAGUUGCACGUGGUGAACUGUUUGACCCCAGCUUUCGUGGCUCGGAUAGUGUAUUAAUUUGUCCCCCUGUUGACCUAGCAUUGCGUUCGAUUAAAUACAAUCCCUGUUUUCAAUUUAAGUGAUAUUUCAGAGCAUUACAAGCCUGAGAAUGCAUCAGUGCUCGACACUGACGUUGAUCAAAAGUUCCAACUUUCCGCCUCCUCUCGCAGUCUAUCAGUUGUGUUGAACUGAUAGACAGAUCUGAGCCAUUCGUGUAGUUUUGCGUCAUUCAUUAUCUCAUUAAGAGUUGUGUUUCCUUGCGGUGAUAUGUCACGACUCGUUGACUCCUUUAAUAUUCCUACCGAUGUGUGUUUCCUCUUGGGAAAGUUUGCUCGCGUCCACCUUGUUGCAGCUCAAAACAGACCUCGUAUUGUAAUCGUAUGUGAAAACAAGGCACGAUGAAAAUGCUUGAUAUCCAUCAAGAGUUUGAAACACAGGCACAGCUUAAUUAGUUCCUUCACUCAAAACCACAUCGUUGAGCUGAAAGCAGCAGGAGUGAAACCUUUCAAUUAUCACAGUCUCCAACAUCCGCGACACCAUGGUGUUCGAUAAGCACUUCUUAAAUUGAUGACAAUAAAAUUUGUUAUUUUU
Molecule: messenger RNA, 3757 nt
Organism: Pocillopora verrucosa
Lineage: Eukaryota; Metazoa; Cnidaria; Anthozoa; Scleractinia; Pocilloporidae
Product: golgin subfamily A member 5-like
Biological process (GO): retrograde transport, vesicle recycling within Golgi; Golgi organization
Cellular component (GO): Golgi cisterna; Golgi membrane
Source: RefSeq, a predicted model, not a curated record